Messenger RNA from Penicillium longicatenatum, 957 nucleotides. RefSeq names its product putative esterase. Gene Ontology annotation, molecular function: phosphatidylcholine lysophospholipase A1 activity. Lineage: Eukaryota; Fungi; Ascomycota; Eurotiomycetes; Eurotiales; Aspergillaceae. Bases 1 to 957 code for a protein of 318 amino acids. The record is from RefSeq and is a predicted model, not a curated record. The transcript is spliced from 4 exons.
AUGCGACCAGCAACACCCAUGAAUUCGAUGGUGUGUGCCUGGGUGCUGUGUGUCGCCUUGUUAUCAACGUUCGUCUUGACAUUUUCUCUCCCCGAUUCGAUUCCAAGUGCCACGAUCGCAGCCGGUCGCGAUGAUAUCACCACCUUAAGAUCGCGGGCCGAGGAUUCUUUACUACUCCGAAUAAUGCCAUUAGGCGCGUCCAUCACCAAUGGGUAUCUGUCAACCGGGCACAAUGGCUAUCGGAGUUGGCUUAGACAGCAGCUUCGCUACAAAGGCUGGGAGGUUGAGAUGGUCGGGAGUUUAAGGAACGGUACGAUGCUUGACAAUUUCAAUGAAGGUCACUUCGGCUUUAGAGUCGAUCAACUAUCAAAGGAAGCUGCGAAAACAACCCCCCAACAGCCUAAUUUGAUCCUGAUCAACGCUGGCACCAACGACGCCUUGGAAAAUUACAAAGUUGGCCUCACAGGAGAUCGAAUGAGCUCUCUGCUAGACUUCCUCUUCCAAGAAGUUCCCAAUACGACUAUCAUUCUCUCGACACUAUUGCCAAACAAGAAGACGCCACAAGUCGUCGAAUGGAUCAGUGAUCAGUAUCGCGUACUUGCUGCCAAGCGUCGCAAAAGUGGCGAUCGAGUCGUUCUGGCUGAGAUGAGCUAUGCUAUUCCCUGGAAUGAAAUGGCAGACGCAACUCACCCGACAGAUGCUGGGUAUAAGAUAAUGGCAUCAGUUUGGUGGGCCGCAAUCGAGGAGGCUUUACAGGAAGAUAUGAUCCAGCGGUUCAACUACACCAUGACAGCUAAGCUGGAAAAGUCGUUAGACAACAGCACCAGCAAUCCUUUUCUACCCUCCUACACGGCUCCUCCUCAGCCUACCAAUACGAAUAACGCAAUCUCUUGUUUUCCCCGGCGAGUUUCGCUUAUAGUGGUGGCUCUUAUGGUCGGUGUGAUGGCUUUCCUGUGA